CCUUGAGGAGACAGUGUUCAGUAUCAGCUGCUGCUCGAUGAAGAGAUUCGCCGUUUCUCCGUGUAAGUGCAAAUCUAACGGACAGAGCAGAGUGCGGGGAAGCAGUCACCGGGGAGGGACACACACAGCUCAUCUGUUUGCUCGAUGGUGUCACGGCAGAUUCCAUUACAGUGUCUUAAGAUCCAGUACGAGGUGCUUCGGGCCUGAAAAUGGACUCUAUCUCACUGCUGGGCAGCAGCCCGGCCAGCACCAAAGUCUGCUUCCUACCAAACGGGCUGAAGAACGGGUCCAAAGAGGGACCGGGCAAGCCCACGGUCGCCAUCAUCGGUUCUGGAGACUUCUCCAAAAGCCUGACCCUGCGGCUGCUCCGCAGCGGCUUUCACGUGGUGGUGGGGAGCCGUCAGCCCAAAAGAGCGGCCGAGUCGUUCCCGCACGUGGUAGAUGUGACCCAUCACGAGGACGCAGUGGGGAAGGCCAACAUCGUGUUCCUGGCCAUUCGCCGAGAGCACUAUUCCUCUCUCUGGGACAUCAAACACCUGCUGGCUGGAAAAAUACUGGUGGAUGUCAGCAACAACAGACGGGUCAACCAGUAUCCAGAAUCAAAUGCAGAAUACCUAGCGUCCCUAUUCCCAGAAUCCAUUGUGGUCAAAGGCUUCAAUGUGAUCUCGUCCUGGGCCAUGCAGUCAGGCCCCAGAGACUCCAGUCGACAGGUCUAUAUUUGCAGUAAUUCAGUGGAAGCUCGACAGCAGCUCGUUGAACUGGCCCGUCAGCUCACUUUCAUCCCUGUGGACAUGGGUGCGCUCUCUUCUGCCAAAGAGAUUGAGAAUAUGCCACUGCAUCUCUUCUCCGCCUGGAAAGGACCCGUUCUGACCGCGGUCGCCUUGUCCAUCUUCUUUUUCGCUUACUCCUUUGUGCGGGACAUUAUCCAUCCUUAUAUGAAGACCAGACAGAGUUUUUUCUACAAGAUUCCUCUGGAGAUCGUGAACAGGACGCUGCCUGCAGUGGCUAUCGUUCUGCUAGCGCUGGUGUAUUUAGCAGGACAGCUUGCUGCUGUGUACCAGCUCAUCUACGGGACGAAGUACCGCCGCUUCCCGCUCUGGCUGGAGGGCUGGCUGGAGAGCCGCAAACAGCUGGGCUUGCUGAGCUUCUUCUUUGGCUGUGUUCACGUGCUGUACAGCCUCUGCCUGCCCAUGAGACGCUCGGAGAGAUACCUGAUGCUCAACAUGGCCUAUCAGCAGGUGCAUGCCAACAUAGAGAACUCGUGGAAUGAGGAGGAAGUUUGGAGAGUGGAAAUGUACGUUUCCUUCGGCAUCAUGGGAUUGGGGCUCCUCUCUCUCUUAGCUGUCACUUCCAUUCCAUCGGUGCACAACACACUCAACUGGAGAGAGUUUAGCUUUAUCCAGUCCACUCUAGGUUACAUCGCCCUGCUCAUCUGCACGUUCCACGCUCUGCUCUUCGGCUGGCAGCGGGCGUUUCUGGAGGACUCUUAUCGCUUCUACAUGCCACCCAAUUUUGUCCUUGCCCUGGUUCUUCCGGUCACGGUGAUAAUCGGAAAAGUGGUAUUGCUGCUUCCCUGUGUGGGCCGGAAGCUGAAACGGAUCAGGCGUGGAUUAGACUGCAAUCAGAGCCGCACCAACCACGAGAGACCCGCUGCCCACGUUUCACCUGAGAGGGUCACCAUCAUGUAACUCCACCAAAGUUUUUAAUGUCACAGUAACGGUAAACUCUCAGCCUUUUGUUUCUAAUCAUGCACACAAUACCUGGCCAGCAUACAGCCUGUCUAUAAGGUGACAUUUCAGCUGCUUUAUUGGACUCAAAGAUUUAUUUGUAAGGUUCCAGUCCUGUUUUCUUUAAUGGAUAAGAGUUGAGUCAGAACUCUAAUUGUCAUGUGACCUCAUUGACCCCUUCAAAGGAGGAUGUCAUGUGACCAGAUGACCUGUUCAUGAGUCUAUUGUAUAUCAAACCUUAUUAAAAACAGUGUUAUUUAUGCACACUCCACUGUUAAAAAAAUGUUGGGGUCAGUAAAAUGUUUGAAUAUUUUUGAAUGUUUAAUGUUUUAAUGCUCACCAAGGUUGCUUGUGCUUUUUUUUUUCAGAAGUAAAAUUGUACUGACCCCAAAAAUGUGAACAGAAAUGUGCAGUUUGAUUAAUUCUCAUGGCAAAACUAUGGCUUAUGGCUUUAUAUCAACAUGAAAUGUUUGGCAAUCUUCCAUCAACAUGAAACUUUAUCCACACAGGAAAUGUGUUAAGCUUAUGUCCAAGAUAGAACAGAACUAUAGUUUUUGGGGAAAUAAAAGCAUUACCUUUGUGAUCGAAACUUUUAUAUCCUGGGCUUCAUUCUGGUACAGAAAUGUACCAUUUUCUCUAUCCAGUCAUUUCCCAAUGGGACUCCCUGAAGUUCUUCCCUGUUUUACUGAGAAAUAUAUCACAUAUAUUAAAUGGGUUGGGAAUGUCAUUUCAUGUUGACUUUAGUAUAAUUGAAGCAUAUUUUAAACACUGGAUUAACUGCAUUCACAACACUCUGAGAUUUGAUGGUUCAUAUACCAGACUGACAUGUUAUGUGAGUGUCACACCGAAUCUGUUUUAACAUCUGUACAGGCGAAACAGUACCAUGACAAGUUCAGUCACUGGAAAUGACCUGCACAGACUCACAGCUAAACAUCUCAUGCUAACGGACAGCUCUUUUCUGCACUGUUUCCUGUGAAACUGUUUUGUGUCACUUGUCUUGUUGUACACAGUGCUAUCUGCCUCCAGUGUGUUGUUUGGUAGAAGUGUGAACGCUCAAACUCCUGUGCCUCACUUGAUGUUUGGAGUGAGUAACAAUAAAUAUAAAAGUACACAAUA
Carassius gibelio (silver crucian carp) is the source of this 2843-nucleotide messenger RNA. It is a transcript of the gene steap2, whose product is annotated as STEAP family member 2, metalloreductase. The transcript has 5 exons. Gene Ontology annotation, biological process: copper ion import. The coding region runs from base 210 to 1688 and encodes 492 amino acids. Gene Ontology annotation, cellular component: endosome; plasma membrane. Gene Ontology annotation, molecular function: ferric-chelate reductase (NADPH) activity; cupric reductase (NADH) activity. The record is from RefSeq and is a predicted model, not a curated record. NCBI's taxonomy places the organism in Eukaryota, Metazoa, Chordata, Actinopteri, Cypriniformes, Cyprinidae.